ACUCUGUGCGGCCUUGGUUUUCAGAGUCGCUACACCGUGCAUCCCCCACGUUCUCUCCCCCACUCCGGCUAUAUAAAGUCAGGUCGCGGCCUGGAACCGGCGAAACUCAGAGCUGAGAGGUGUGUCGUGCGUGCAUGUGCAAACGUUUUGACGAGAUUAAAAAUUUUAUUUUGUUUUUCCAACACACGUCGAGUGACAUUGGAUGAAACUAAAAUGGGAAUUUCGGUGAUCAAGGUAGCCGUUUUGAGCGCCCUUUUGACCGUCACCGCGGCUUUUAGUUCCAGCAGGAGGAACGGUGAAAAUGACGAACUGGAAGAUACGAAUAAGCAGUCGGGGAGUAGGUGGUACAUAGUCAUGGUUGAAAACUUCUUGGCCAAAAAUAUGACGGUUCCAUCCACAACGUUUAUAACAGAACCAGUGGAAGGGGAUAAACCUGAAGAGACGGAAGAGGAUCCAGAUCCUUUGUCAGUUGUAUGGUACCUCGGUGCAUUUGGAGGACUGAUAGCAUUUUUCCUCGUCGUCACCUUCUCCGAGUGGUGCUGUGCUAGCAAGCACCUCUACAGGCGGCAGGCCUUGCCUGGCCCGUACAUCAGCACAUUUGGCGAUGGCCUGGACUGCACACCUAGGACACCACCGCCACCAUAUCACCUAUUCGCACCACCGCCAUAUGAAGUCGUAUCGGAAAAGCAGUUUCCCAUACUGAUCAUACCAGUGCACAAACCGACAACACCACCGCCUCCUCAGGUGUAGCGUUGUUUUUAAAAAAUUCCAAAUAAUAAAAAGGACUAAUAUUUAUGGAAUUAUAUACUUUAAAUUUUAAGCGAGCAGGUGUUCAUGAAAUAAAUUUACUCUCUGUUGGAUAUAUGUGUAUUUUGUAUAUAUUUCUGUCAAUCAUUGUUUCAUGUAAAUUUUGUUGACAAUCAAAAUUAAUCAUUUAUAUAUUUUUGUUCGCUUUAAAGUUAAAAUCAAGUCGUUUUUAUUUAAGAACUCAGGAAUCUUAAUUGUAAUAUAUUUAACCAGUUCCAACAUGUUUUAUUAUUUUACAUUUUGGACUUAUGUAGAGGAUAUUGUAAGAGUUCUAGAAUGAUGCACCAAUUCUUAUUCUGGACCUCAAAAGUAUUAAAGACUGUGAUUUUGUGAUAAGUUAUUUUUAAGGUUUUUCUAGGGUAAUUUUGAAUCUCCAAAAUGACUGAUGUGAAAAUUUGAUCUGUACAAACAUUUCCAGCCUAGUGCAGAUUACAAAAUUCAUAUUCAUAAGGUGUACUAUGGUACUGUACAUCAGUAAAAAUGCAAAAGUGCCUUAAUAUAUUUUUUUUUAUAAUUCUUUUAGUUAACAAAAUAAAAUUUAUGUUUAACUACCG
Messenger RNA from Cimex lectularius (bed bug), 1361 nucleotides. RefSeq lists its product as uncharacterized. NCBI's taxonomy places the organism in Eukaryota, Metazoa, Arthropoda, Insecta, Hemiptera, Cimicidae. The transcript has 3 exons. The record is from RefSeq and is a predicted model, not a curated record. Bases 214 to 750 code for a protein of 178 amino acids.